UAAAGUGGUACUUACAUUUCCAAUUGUUUACCAGCAUGUACAAUAAAAAUUUGCACCCAUUUUUCUUUCUUUCUUUCUUUCCUUCCUUCCUGUUAUUGUGUUUAAAGUAGUGAAUUCCGUGAUUAGCUUAAUGCCUUUCGGCUAUAUUACAUUAGACUCUACUGGCUACCCGAAAAACUAUUAGACUAGAUCAAAAAAGUGGAUUGAUCAUCAGCCGUAGGCCAUAGCUACAGUAUAAAAAGUAGCAGUUAAAGUUUGUUCUUCAACCGGUGCUUUUUCAGUCCCACCUUCAUGUUGAUUCGAGGCAUUUUCCUACUUCCAGGAAAAAAAUGAAAUGGUUGGUCAUAGAUCAGGUCUUUUUGUUCCCAAUUUGGUAGGAUACCAAAAGGUUAGUGAGUUAGUGUUCCAAAUAUUUAUGUUCCUUCAUUAGUUUGAUGUUGUGGCAUGUGAUCUUCCUUUUCCAUGACCUAUGUGAAAGAAAUAAUCUUGACCUAUCUGAAGUUGUGACAUUUGAUCUUAUGUGUAUUGUACUGUUUUAUUUCUGGAGGAGAAAAAAAACCUUAUAUGUUGGUGAAUUCAUUCCGUAGUUUGUCAUUGGAAUUGUUGUGAAUGUUCGAUACUGAAGACAUCUUUGGUGAUGGGAAGAUAAGGUAGAUGUGUCUUUCCCAGCACUUAAAAAUCCUAGCCACUAUUAAAAAUCUAUGUCUAGAAAAGAAGAAGCUGAUGGGGACUAAGUAGGAAGAAGCUGAAAGGCAGGUAUUGGAGCGAAAGGAAAAUGCGGGCAGUUAUUGGUCGUUUUAUCGUGCCUAACUUUGUAGGUCAUCAAUUUUGAGGACAAUGUUGUCAUUGAGAAGAUAAUGUCAGCUUUGGUUAAUCAUUUAUCAACUGCCACUUACAACCCCCACCCGUCCCUUUUAACAGGCAUUUGCGGCGUCUGGUACUUUUUAAAAGCCAUAUUCGAAACGUCAGCAGCUUGUGGGAUCUGAGAAAAAAAACCGUUUAUCCAAAGGUCUUCAUAUGUCUCCCUUAGGCCUUAACUAUUGCCUCUUAACCCUACUGAGAAAAAUAAUUUCAACCAAUAGAGUUCUAUAUCUCACUUGAUAUCAAACUGAUGUUCCCCCGGUAGCCAGAGAAGAAGUGGUUGUUUGGCUCUUAACAUUGUUGUUGAGCGGAAAAUCAAGGUGGUGUUCCUGCGGUUGAAAUAAGUGGACUCGCCUUGGGCCAAUGCUUGGCAUUCCAUGGCUUGAAGUGCCGCGCAGAAUGAACAAGUGAAAUGAUACGGACACGACACUGACACGUGGACACAAUCCGGGAAAAUUACUCACAAAAUAGAGAUGAGCUAUUUGAUUUCAUGCACAUGUCCACUCAUGUUAAGAAGGUAAAAUCCAUUCCAAUAAUACAUCUCUCUCUCUUGGAAGAAAAUACAUACAAUUUUUGUGAUUGUCAUGAGAAACGUUGAGAAAACUAAGGAUACUACGGAUUUGAGUGUCAAAUACGUGUCUAGAGAGUGUUGGUUUUUAAAAAGCGUUUGACACUAGGUCAUGGACUCUGAUGAAGAAUCCGUGCUAUAUAGGCUACAUUGGAUCACUUUGAGUGUACUUUCUUCCAAUGGGUGCAAUCACAAAAAUUCAUUUAACAAAGUAUUCUCUUAAAGAUUAAAGAUAACAAUCUUUAAAAUGCUCAAUCAAGAACAAGGACUUACUAUGUCUACUAACUUUGUUGGUCGAUCAAUUUCAGUCAUCUGUUUUUGCUGGGAAUUUAUCAUAUAACUUCCCAAAGGAGGGGAUUCUAAUUAUUAAGGUUUAAAUCUCACAUAAUGUCACCAUGUCAUUGGUAAUGGUUGUGUUUCUUAGCCUGAAUGCUGUCUUUUCUAACUGUAUUGCUUCUGAUGUUUUUUUAUGGACCAUUCUAGGGCAAGUAGUUGGGUUAAAGCAUACAAUGGAUACUCUGUUUUCCUUGUUGAUGAAGCUGAACCAACUAGAAUUGGGUGAUGUUAGUCUACUCACAAUUGAUGUUAAAGCAAAAUCAGAGCUGAAAAGAUCAGCUGUUGCCGACAAUGAAUCUGGAAAGAGCAAGCUUAGCGAGGUUCGAACUAUCUCCGGGAUGUUUAUCGCUAAGGGGAAGGAAAACAUACCCAUUGAGGAAGUUUUUGAGAAUCUAAGAUGUUGCAAAGAACGUUUAUUCAGUCUGCUCAGCAAAGGCUUGAGCUUUAUAGCUAUAACAAACUCGAGGAGAAGACAUAUGUGCAGAUAUAGCAGGCCCAAAGCAUGAGCAUUGGUUAUCUUUAGCACCUCUUCCCUUUGAACUCGUUGUUUCUGCUGGACAAAAAGCCAAGGAGUCUUGGAAGAAUGGCAAGUCCUCACUUUGCAAUCAAUUUCAGGGAUUUUUUCUGCCUUUUUGCUUUUUCCUUAUGGUGUGGUUUGCGUCUCUAUGUUUGCCUUACCUAGGUUUUCUUUCUUUGUGAACUCCAAGCAUAAGAAACACGAGACUUGGUAGCGUACAAAUCUGCUCUGAACUCCAAGCACAAGAUCCACAAUUAUUGUAAACACCUCAUAGCACACUACGAGAACAAAACCAGUAGGAUUAAGCAAUAAAGAAAAAAACCAGUAGAACACCACCUUGUAGUUUAUUUUCUUUUCUUUUUUUAGGUGCUUCUUUUACCUUUUAACUUUGACCUAUUGUUACAGCGAAGUUUUAUCUCUUCUCAUACUGUUAAGUGUUAUAUAAUUAUAUAUAUAUAUACACACACACACACACACACGGUCUGUCCAGUUUGGAAGGUGACAAACCACACCAAACCAAUUUUUCCAGUUUGGUUUUUACCAAACCGAUUACCUCUAGAAAUCAACCAAUCCACUGGUUUGGUUUAGUUGGUUUUUAUUCUCACCCUUAGGCCUCAUACCAUGUUACACGGUCUUGGAUAGAACUCAACUCCAAAAGCUAGCUCUUGAAUGAGGGUGCCCUCACGCUUAUAUACUUCAUAUUAUUUUGAUACCCAGGCGAUGAGGGACGUCGCUUCAAAGAAACAAAUGUGCAGUUAUACAAAAACAAUUUUCAGCCUGGUUUUGCCAUAUUCAAAGGUCAUAAGUUACCGCCUCAUUAGUCUUCAUAGUGGCUUUACUUUUGGGUUCUUAUUACUUGUCUCUUUGAAUAGGUAUGUUAAAACUAUUUUAUUUCUCUGUUAAACUACAAUCUAUCUUUUCCAAAGCCAAAUAUUGCAGCUUUAGCUUUUGUUUGGUUCUGUUUUUGACAGGUUACAAAUAUAAAUCUUGCAGCUGUUAGCAAUUUGGUCAUUUCAUAUAAAGCUCAAAGUGAAUUAUGUCUGUAUAGAAAGUAUACUUGUUUAGUUCCAUUCAAUCUUUUUGCCAGAAUUACAGGUUAUGUACUAAACUCAUCAUUUGAUUUCCAUUUUGUUGCAAAUCCCAAAUCAUCGGCCAAUCCUAAAUUUAUGGAGGCGUUUGGUAAUAAUGACGUUCUAAUUGUUGUUAUGAUAGAGAUUGCAGAUGCAAUAAAUGUAUUAAUAUUAUUUAUCACCUAUAUCCUGGCUCAGAAUUGGUUUGUUCUCUUUUUAAGUCAUUGGCUUUUUUGUUCUCUUUUAGCCUUUCCCGCUAGAGGCAGUUUAAAUGGGUGUAACUGACUUGGUAGUUUUGGUAAUGCCAUUGUUAUUCCAUCUUGCUGGUAUCAUUGAUAGAAUGCACAAUAUCAAAGGCCGUGUAUUUGAAUAUGCAGUGCCUUUGUUUGUCCUCUUGAUGGUGUCUGGAGAGAGUUUGCAUCUCCUCGUUUUUGUUAAAGAAAAUAAACAAUUGAUUGUGUUACUAAUUUCAGCUUUCAUUUUCUUGGUUGUAGAACUAAGUCCGGACAAGUCAGAAAAUGUUCUUUUCAACCAGGUCUUUGUUGCUUGCUUCUCUCUAUUCGUUUGCUGUGAUGAUAUUUUAUCUGACCCUAAGGACGGGUUGCUUUAACAUAUAUUGGUGGAUAUAAUCUCUUCUUAUUGAAAUAAAAUAUGUAAUCGUGUCCUACCACAUGUUAUUACUAGAUUUGGAAAGUAAAGUGUUUAUGUUCAAUACACCUGCAAUUUCCAGUUUUCAGCUGCAAGGGCUUGCAUGCGUGUGACCUGUUGUUGCUUAGUUUGUAGCUUACAUCUUAGAGUUGGCUUAUCUUGGCAUCAUGCCAAUGUGCUUAGCCUUCUUGUUUACUCCCCCUUGUAUGAUUUGGGAUAUUUCAAAUUGCUAAAAUUGAAGCUGUUUCCAUAAGCAUGCUGUUUCAGUUUUUUGUUAUGUAAUGCACUGCUGAUUGCUUUACCAGCUAGAUUUCUGCUCCUUGUCUCGUACUCUUUUGUUGAAUCUUUAACUGAUAAACUGCACUUUGGAGCUAUAAUAAUCAAUUUUGCUUAUGUACAUAGAAUGUUGUUGCUUCAAUUGCAAGUGACCCCAAUGCGUGGACUUAACAUUUUCUUGGUUUGUUUUACUCAAAAGCAUUAUGCAUAUGAUUGGUCUUGCCUGCCAA
This is a messenger RNA of Rhododendron vialii, 4506 nucleotides long. RefSeq lists its product as uncharacterized. The transcript is spliced from 5 exons. The coding region runs from base 1825 to 2271 and encodes 148 amino acids. The record is from RefSeq and is a predicted model, not a curated record. Lineage: Eukaryota; Viridiplantae; Streptophyta; Magnoliopsida; Ericales; Ericaceae.